AUGGCUGCUUUCAGCCUAGCGAGCUGCCUGGGGCUGGAGGCAAGGAAGAAGGCAGCACCUCCCUCGGCCGAUCUGCGCAGCCGCACCGCGGCACGAACCUUCACCUUCGACGAGCUCGCGGCGGCGACCAGGAGCUUCAAAGACGGCUUCCGCAUCGUUCGGGAGGCGAGUCUCUACAAAGGCUACCUCAGGAGCGUCAAUCAGGUCGUUGCUAUAAAGCUGCAGCAUGCCGUUGAUCCCAGUCGAACAUCAUCGGAGCAACUCAACAGGGAGUUUCUUGCCCGUGUCAUGACGCUUAGCGCGCUGCGCCACCCCAAUGUCGUCAACCUUGUUGGCUUCUGCGCGGACGGGCAUCACAGGAUCUUGGUUCACGAGUACAUGCCAUUGGGCUCUCUCCAAAAUCACCUCCAUGACCGGUCUCCGGGCAAAGCACUGCUAGACUGGAACACAAGGAUGAACAUAGUUGACGGCGUGGCCAAGGGUUUGGAGUAUCUGCACCACAAAGGUGUGGUAUACCACAAACCCAUCAGUUGCUCGGACAUCUUGCUCGGAGAUGGCUACCACCCAAAGCUGUCCCAGUAUGGACUGGCAGACCUUGAUCGGCUAGUUGCGGAGGAUGAGGAGGAAUUGUGUAUUGAUUUCACUAGAACCGCUACUAUUGCCCCCGAGACAGCAUUUACCAGGAAGGCGACCAUGGAGUCGAACGUGUACAGCUUUGGCGGCGUGCUGCUGGAGUUGAUCACAGGGAGGAGGCCCGUCGACCCCGCCCAGGCCAUCGCUGAGGAUCGCAACCUUGUCAUAUGGGCGACGCGGUUGAUGAAGGACAGGAGCCAGUUAGUCCGCUGGAUGGCAGACCCGGCACUGCAGGACGUAUCCGUCCAUGGAUUUGCAUGAGGCACUGAAAGUUGCUUCCAUGUGCAUCCACCAACAGCCGGCCAUGAGAUCCCCCAUCAGCGCUGUCGCCGCGGCUCUGUCUCGCCUUGCCGCCCACGAUGA
Triticum dicoccoides is the source of this 996-nucleotide messenger RNA. Its product is annotated as probable serine/threonine-protein kinase PBL7. Gene Ontology annotation, molecular function: protein kinase activity; ATP binding. Gene Ontology annotation, biological process: protein phosphorylation. Lineage: Eukaryota; Viridiplantae; Streptophyta; Magnoliopsida; Poales; Poaceae. The record is from RefSeq and is a predicted model, not a curated record.